Cottoperca gobio is the source of this 3036-nucleotide messenger RNA. It is a transcript of the gene trim16, whose product is annotated as tripartite motif containing 16. Gene Ontology annotation, molecular function: protein binding; zinc ion binding. The transcript is spliced from 6 exons. The record is from RefSeq and is a predicted model, not a curated record. The coding region runs from base 773 to 2716 and encodes 647 amino acids. Lineage: Eukaryota; Metazoa; Chordata; Actinopteri; Perciformes; Bovichtidae.
GCAGACAUAGGGUCAAAUCCAUGUCUCUGAUUGGCUUAACAUGCACAUGAUUAAUCACAUGACCACAUCAAAUGUUACUGAGUAGUAGGAGUUCUUGUUCUUCACUUCAGCAAAGCACUUAUUCACACACUGUAUACCACAGGCUCUGGUCCCUUGGUGGCAGUAUCUGCCCUGAUAUUUGCUUUGUGAUUGUGCUGAUUCACUCAAUAUUUGCAUUUUCACUGGAUUUUCCCUUGAACUUUGGAGCAGCAGAAAUGCACACAUGAUGUGAGAGAGGAAGCAGCGGGAGACACAAAAGGCUGCAGCCAUGAUUACCUCAGUUGUAUCAUGACACUUCAAUCAUGCUGUAACAGACACAACAGAGGAACCACAAGUCCGUCAGUGGGGUGAGAUAAAAAGUCUGUAACCAAUCAAACCUGUAAGCUUCACUUCAUGGUCAAACACAAUGCACGUGGGGGAAUGAAACUCUACACCUCUCUGUUCCUCAUUUGCAGUGUGGACUCCACCCUGUAGCUUCUUUCUCUUCCAGGGAAGGGGAGGGCAGUGACUGCGUGUGUGGGUGUAUCACUGGUUGCAUGUCAGUGCUGAAGGGGCGUAGAGCUUAGACUGAAACUAUAGGCUUUGACUGUCGUUCACAUCCUCUAGGUGUGGCUUUCCAGGCUCUUCAGACUGAUCCAGGAACUACUGGCUGACAUAAGUGGCUGAGCCAGUUCUUUCCAGAGAGUAUAAGAGAGUGGAAGUGAAGCCAGGCUGACAGAGAGACACUGAAGACAUGGCAGAUACAGCAGUUAAAAAAGCAGCUCCCAUCUCCAAACAGCAGAAGCUGUGCGCUGUCUGCUCAGGUGCGCUGAGCGGAGACAAGCCGGCAGCCUGCGCCCACUCUGUUUGUGGCUCCUGUCUCGGGGACAAAAGUAAAGGAUGUCCUGAAUGUCUGCAGAGCUCAGACAAACCCAAACUUGCUGAUGGUCCCAAACAGAACGGAACAGAUGCUGAAGCUCCUCAGAUCAAGAGCAAAGAAGAGCUGGACCCUAAGGCAGCAGGGGAAAUCAAAAUCCAAGAAGAUCUGAAGGAGUCUGAGGACCCUAAAAAGCCUGUGGAGGAGAAGAAAGAGGGGAAACCACAGACAGAUGUAGAGGUGAAAAAUGGAGCAAAAGAGGAGGUUAAAGAAGAGAAGGAGGUGAAGGAGGAACCUUUGGGCCCCGACGACGUGGUGUGCGACUCGUGUUUCGAGAGCCCCUGCAGGGCCCUCAAGUCCUGCCUCACCUGCCUGGUGUCAUACUGCGAGGCCCACCUCCGGCCUCACCUGGAGAACCCAAAGUUUCACAACCAUCGGCUGGUGGAGCCGCUCAGGGACAUUGAGAGGCGGACCUGCGAGAGCCACAAGUGGCCCCUGGAGCUUUUCUGCAUCGCUGACGCCUGCUGUGUGUGUCAGGACUGUGUGACGGAGGAGCACAAGGGCCACAACACCGUACCUGUGGUGGAGGCUCGCAGUCAAAUAGAGAGGGAACUGAGUGAGAAGCAGACUGAGAUGGUGAAGACGGUUACAGCAGCAGAAAACGCCAUCAACAAACUCCAGCUCAACACAGUCUCUAUUGAGAAUUCGGUGACAGAGGUGCGAGCAGUGAUUGAGAGCCAGUUCGAGGAGCUGCAGGCAGUGAUGGAGAGGGCAAAGCGGGAGGUGACGGAGAUCCUGGAGUGCGAGGAGAAGCAGGCGCUGAGGCAGGCCGACGGCAUCCGGGUUCACCUGGAGCAGAGGUGCACGGAGCUGAAGAAGACACAGGCGCAGGUGGAGAAGCUCUCCAAGAACAAAAACGAUGUGGAUUUCUUACAGGAGUAUUCAGAGUGGAAGAAAGAAGCCACUGAUAUCUCUCUGCCCGGGGUCUCCAUCGGCCUCAUGGACCGUCUCAAUUCCUUCAGCCGCGUGAUCGUUGCUUCCACGCAGGAGCUGUGUGCCAUGCUUGUGUCUUCCUACAUAGAGAAAGUUAAAGAGACAUGCAAGAAUGACAAAAUGGGAAUAAAGACAACAGUUCAUGAGAUUGUUGCAGCAAAACAGAACAUGACUAUACCCGAUCCAGUGUCACACGCUGACUUCCUCAAGUAUGCCUCCAACGUGAGUUUCGACGCUGACUCCACUCACAAGUUCCUGCGGCUGACCGAAGAAAACAAAAAGGUGACUAACACCACGCCCUGGCAGCAUCCUUACCCGGAUUUACCUGAGAGGUUUGAGAACUGGCGCCAAGUCCUGGCAACAGAGAGCUUCUAUCUGGGGCGGCACUACUUUGAGGUAGACAUCAGUGGCGAGGGCACGCACAUCGGUCUGACCUACAAGAGCAUCGACCGCAAGGGCAACGAGAGCAACAGCUGCAUCACGGGAAACAACUUCUCCUGGUGUCUUCAGUGGAACGGCCGCACCUUCUCAGCCUGGCACAGCGACGUGGAAACCCCUCUUAAUAUGGAGAAGUUUACUCGUAUCGGGGUUUAUGUGGACUACUCGAGAGGCCUCCUGGCUUUCUACGGUGUGGAUGACACCAUGACGCUCAUCCAUAAGUACAAGGCAGAGUUCCUGGAGCCUAUUUACCCGGCUUUCUGGUUGUCUAAGAAGGAAAAUAUCGUCGCCUUGGUGGCACCAGGGGAGCCAUUACGGCUCAAAAGCCCCUCUCCUCCCACCUCACCUGAAAAUGGAUCUAUUGUUUCAAAAAUCGCAGCAAAGCAAUGAUAAGAAGUCCGUUUUUCCUAGAUCCUUUGAGUGACAAUUCAACAAUAUGUUGUGUCAAAUGUUGGUCUCCCAACAAUAGACUUAUUAUCUGAAACAAUAUGGACAGUCUUCUCUUCUUAAACCUGUUUUCAGCAGCAUAUUAGUUUGAUAAAUGUUGAAUGUUUAUUUCAUGUAUAUUUGGGCUCAAGUCAUAUUUAUACUAUUGUAGGGGAAUACUGUUACUUUUCAUCCCACUGUGAAUUCAGAGAUGUUCUAUAUUUUCUUUAUGCAAAUAAAAAUGUUUAUCUUCAUUUGCAAAAUAAAAAGUGUUUUUAUUCACA